Acanthocheilonema viteae is the source of this 834-nucleotide messenger RNA. NCBI's taxonomy places the organism in Eukaryota, Metazoa, Nematoda, Chromadorea, Rhabditida, Onchocercidae. The record is from the annotation of a GenBank genome assembly.
AUGAAUUCACCAAUGACGGAAAGCAAAUCAGGAAAUCCUAAUGAAGAUAUACCGGCUGUUGAUGCUGGUGCAAAAGAUUCGAAUGCUGUUGAACUGAAGGGAGAUGAAGCAAAGGAAAAAGUACCGGAACCACGGAAGGAUCUACGAGAAGAUCCAAUCGGUUGGGUGAAUUCACUAAUUCCCGGUGCUGUUCACAAGGUAAAUUAUCGAUUGUUAGAUUGGGCUCAGCAAUUGGCAAUUGAAGAAGAAGAUAAACGGCAAAUAUUACCUGGCAAAAGUGAUUCUGUUACAAAGAAUCAGUUUUUGUCGUUUCUUCGAGAUGGUUCAUUGUUGGCAAAAUUAGCAAAUCGUCUUCAACCAGGCACCAUAGAAACGAUUCAUGAAGGAGAGGCAGCUAAAGAUAAGACCAAUCAGACAUCUAACAUCAAUGCUUUCAUCAAUUUUGCUAAAGAAAAAGCAGGUUUAUCUGAGGAGCAGAUAUUUACCGCUGCAGAUCUACAAGAGAAAGGAAAAGCAGGAUAUCAAGCAGUAUUUAAUACACUUAUGCAGCUUGCUCUCAAGGCACAGAACAUUUUUGAGCAAAAGGGAAUUGAUGUCGAGCAACUUAUUCAAGCAGCUUCACAGGUGGUACCAAGGAAUCUUAUUCAGACAGUUUUAAAUUUCUUCAGACGAGCACAGCCAGCUCAGACACCAAAAAAACUUGCAAAAGAAGCCGAAGAAAAAGAUAAGACUGCUGAAAAGGUUGUUGAAGAAAAACAGAUCGAAGAAGAAGUAUGCAAAAAAAAAAUUACCAGCCAAACAGGGAACGAUACACCGGCUGUUGCUGUUCAUUAA